Messenger RNA from Durio zibethinus, 3710 nucleotides. Lineage: Eukaryota; Viridiplantae; Streptophyta; Magnoliopsida; Malvales; Malvaceae. The record is from RefSeq and is a predicted model, not a curated record.
UUAACCUAAAAUACUUUUCCUAAAUCUUUCCCCUUGUAUUCUCCAUUUGUAUGUUUCCAGACACAUUUUUCUAGAAUCCUCUCAAUGGUCUCACGCCAGCAAAUGCGCAACACAACCGUGCAUUUUAGCAUAAGACGCGUUAAUAUCUUAUCCUACGCCCCCCGUUCCUAAUUAAUUAAAUGAAAACCCCGGCAUGUAGCAAUCCUCCAGAAGAAUAUUCCCUUCUCAGAAAGAGAAAAUCCGCAGCAACACCUCAGUGCAACAUGGAAGAGCAAGAAAAUAUGGUGAAUGUAACUGUUCUAUGGAGAGGGAACAAGUAUAUGGUGGAAAUGAAUUCUGGUGCAAAUCUCAAGGAGUUAGGAGAUGAGCUGCAAAAGUUGACUGAGGUUAAGGCGGAUACUUUGCGGCUUAUUGUUCCUCGAUUAUCGGGCAAAGGCUCGAGAAUGCUGCACCCUUUCUCGGAUGAGCACUCAUGCUUGAGUUUGCAAGAAGCUUCAAUUGUCAUGGGAAAAUCUGUCAGGAUGAUGGGGGUACCUGAGGAUGAAGUUGAGCGAGUUAUACAAAAUUCAAAGGUAGACCUGAGAAUAGCUGGAUUCAAUGAAGAGGAAAGGAGACUGAGGCAGCGAAUGUCAGAUGGACCCCAUGCUUCUAUAAGACAUCCUCAAGGACCUUACAUCUUUUGUGAUUUUCGCACGCUUCAAAUUCCAGGUGUAGAGUUAUACCCUGCAGCUUCUGAGGCAUUAAAAAGGAUGCAUAUGCUUGCUUCAGACCCUGGAAUUGUUGCUAUCAUGAACAAGCAUCGAUGGCGUGUAGGAAUAAUGACUGAGAGGGCUCCAGUUGGUUACGUUGGUGUGAGUCCCACAUCCAUUCUAGGUUUUAAUAAGAAUCAUGGAGAAGAGAUAUAUAUCUGCCUUCGAACUGAUGACCUGAAAGGAUUAAGGAAAUAUGAGAGCAUAAAAAAAACUCUUUUACAUGAACUUGAAAGCAUUAUUUAACAAAUUUCAGCUCAUAUGGUAUUCUCUGAACAUGAUUCAAAUUUCUACGCCCUUGAUAAACAGUUGAAUGAAGAAGCUGUUAGCUUGGAUUGGACCAAAUCUAGGGGCCACACUAUAAGUGGAAUCAGACAUUCAGACAAUUAUCAAGAAGAUUUUUAUGUUGAAGAUGCCAGAAGUUCUCAGAAGGUUGGUGGAAAUAUGUCAACUUUGCUGGAAAAUGCCCGUGCCUCUUCUGUAGCUGCUGCUUAUCGUCAUCUGGUAAAUGCUUCUGCUAAUGUGGAAGCAUCUGAAACACAUGAUGAACCUGACCCUGAUGAUUCUGGGUUGACUAUUCACGAUGGAAAUGAAAAUCUAGAUAUUCAAAGUCCAAUUAGGGCUCUGGGGAAACUUGCUUAUGAACCAGAUCCUGAUGAUCUUUCUAGCAAUCAGAACAAGUUUGAACCUGAUCCAGAUGACACGCUGCCCGGUGAAACUCUGCUACUGAAACAUCAUUCUGAAUCUACUAAAAACAUUUCUCAGAAGACUCUUGGGAAAUCAGCAGCCAUGUGUUCAAGUGAAGAGCCCGAUCCUGAUGAUUCAGGUGCUUCAAGUUUUGGAAAUGUAGUUGAACCUAUGGUGAUGGAGAUUCUGGACACCAAGAUUCUGACAAGAGAGACCAUAGAUGAACCAGAUCCUGAUGAUGGAGAAGCACAAUCGAACAUUUUGGGAUGCACAAGCUUGGCAAGACAUGAUCCUCGUCAUCACAUAACAACUGAAACCUUGGUAGAUCAAGCCCAUUUCAAUCAAGGCCAUAAAGAACCUGAUCCUGAUGAAACUAAAGCAGAUGAAAUAGCACAAGCAGAUCCUCAUCGAGAUGAUAAGUUAUUGCCACAGCUGGGAAUAUAUGAUAUGAAAAUUGAUGAGCCCGAUCCGGAUGAUCAAGAAUUACAGAGAAUCCAAGACUCUGGUUUGACUAUUCACAAUGGAAAUGAAAAUCUAGAUAUUCAAAGUCCAAUUAGGUCUUUGAGGAAACUUGCUUAUGAACCAUAUCCUGAUGACCUUUCUAGCAAUCAUAACAAGUUUGAACCUGAUCCAGAUGAUUUGCUGCAUGGUGAAACUCUGCUACUGAAACAUCAGUCUGCAUCUACUAAAAAUGAUUCUCAGAAGACUCUUGGGAAAUCAGCAGCCAUAUGUUCAAGUGAAGAGCCUGAUCCUGAUGAUUCAGGUGCUUCAAGUUUUGGAAAUGUAGUUGAACCUGUGGUGAUGGAGAUUCUGGACACCAAGAUUCUGACAAGAGAGACCAUAGAUGAACCAGAUCCUGAUGAUGGAGAAGCACAAUCGAACAUUUUGGGAUGCCCAAGCAUGGCAAGACAUGAUCCUGGACAUCACAUAACAACUGAAACCUUGGUAGAUCAAGCCUGUUUCAACCAAGGUCAUAAAGAACCUGAUCCUGAUGAAACUAAAGCAGAUGAAAUAGCACGAGCAGAGCCUCAUCGAGAUGAUAAGUUAUUGCUACAGCUGGGAAUAUAUGAUAUGAAAAUUGAUGAGCCUGAUCCGGAUGAUCAAAAAUUACAGAGAAUCCAAGACUCUGGGUUGACCAUUCAUGAUGGAAAUGAAAAUCUAGAUAUUCAAAGUCCAAUUAGGCCUGUGGGGAAACUUGCUUAUGAACCAGAUCCUGAUGACCUUUCUAGAAAUCAGAACAAGUUUGAACCAGAUCCAGAUGAUUUGCUGCAUGGUGAAACUCUGCUACUGAAACAUCAUUCUGAAUCUACUAAAAACGAUUCUCAGAAGACUCUUGGGAAAUCAGCAGCCAUGUGUUCAAGUGAAGAGCCUGAUCCUGAUGGUUCAGGUGCUUCAAGUUUUGGAAAUGUAGUUGAACCUAUGGUGAUGGAGAUUCUGGACACCAAGAUUCUAACAAGAGAGACCAUAGGUGAACCAGAUCCUGAUGAUGGAGAAGCACGAUUGAACAUUUUGGGAUGCACAAGUAUGGCAAGACAUGAUCCUCGUCAUCAAAUAACAACUGAAACCCUGGUAGAUCAAGCCCAUUUCAACCAAGGUCAUAAAGAACCUGAUCCUGAUCAAACUAAAGCAGAUGAAAUAGAACAAGCAGAACCUCAUCCAGAUGAUAAGUUAUUGCCUCAGCUGGGAAUAUACGAUAUGAAAAUUGAUGAGCCCGAUCCAGAUGAUCAAGAAUUACAGAGAAUCCGAGACUCUGUUACUGAUGUUUUUAGUCUGCAAAAGGCCAUUGAGAUGUUGCGAGCUGAAGUUAAUCCCACGGAGGCAACUAUCGAUCUGCAAACUCUAUUUAAGAUAAUUAGGAAUUUGAUCAAGCACCCAGAUGAAAUGAAAUUUAUAAAACUUCGGAAGGCCAAUCCUAUAAUCCAAAGAAAUGUUGCAAAUUACAAAGCUGUCACGGAAAUUCUGCUCUUGAUUGGUUUUAGUGAAGAUGUUAUCUUGGACGACAUUGGGAAGGCAGAAACUUAUCUAGUGUUAAAGCGGAAUGAUCCUGGUCUAUUAUGGCUUGCCAAGUCCUCCCUUGAAACAUGUAUUGCUUACUAGUUUUAGAAAUGUGUGAUGGGUGCGAAAAUACAUAGCCAAAAAAUAUAUUCGUGUGUCAAAAUACGGUUAAAGACGAUCAAAAUGGUGAAGAAAAUGCAUAUUUAAUUGUGAACUGUGUGAAUAGAGACAGAUACUGGACUGAAUUUGGUUUGGAUAUGUGAGCUUUUUGCAAGUCAA